AUGGCGGCACGGAGUAUCUCUGCUCCCUCGGUCGUUGAGACCAAGACCAAUGAUGGCAAACGGCCCAAGAGACCGACCCUACAGACCCCUCUCUCGGCCUCAUAUCCAUCGGAAGUCAAAAGCCCUUUCCCUGGAACACCGAGCUUCAUAAAGAGGGAAGAGAACAUCAAGACUCCCGUUACACCUCCAGUGGCUUAUUUGGACUUCCUCAAAUCUAUGUCGACUGGUCUUGCAAGUCCACUUACCACCGGAACAAGCUCGAAGUUCCACUUCAGCGACAAGGUUCCAAGCGAAGUCAUUGAAGAGACGGACGAGACUUCACCAGAUGUCACACCAGAGAUAGUACAGCCGCCGCUUUCUCGCACAAACUCCACCUGCUCCGAGUCUUCUACCACAUCUGCGAUCUCGAGCUCUACCGAAUCAGUACAUUCAGUCUCUAGCACGAUCUCGGAGAGCAAACGCAAGAUCAGACCACAAUCACCUCGUGUCAUCAUUCCUCCUUCUCCUUUUGCAAAGCCUCGGUCUGCCAAGCUUCCAAGAGGCAUUCAGGUUCCCCUUUCUCCCAUGUCACCCGCCAACCUCCGAUCACCCAUGAGUGCCCGCCCUCACCAUGAGCCUCACAGCGCAUCUGCAUUGAGCGGUACCCCUUGGAGCGCUACGUAUUCACCAACGGAGGCUGAGAGCAGUACCACCAGCAAGAUGAGCGUCCGACAAGUGGUUACAAGGACAGUAACAUACUCACGUACGCCCCUCGAUCCUGCACCCAAGGGCAAAAGGAGAAAGAUCGAAGAAUGA
Molecule: messenger RNA, 795 nt
Organism: Aureobasidium pullulans EXF-150
Lineage: Eukaryota; Fungi; Ascomycota; Dothideomycetes; Dothideales; Saccotheciaceae
Exons: 1
Coding region: 1-795 (264 amino acids)
Source: RefSeq, a predicted model, not a curated record